AUGGCGAACGACAACCAUCGUGUUUCAAUGCCCCACCAAACAGCGACUUCCAGUGAACAUCGAACCGGCGUACGACUUCGGAGGGGGAUGGCUGCCAGUGACGAAUGCUUUAAAGGCGAAUCUGAAAUGGAAUCAUCUCCGUGGGUCCAGGCGGACGACAUUAUCUCUUCAUUCACUGUCGAUUGUCUCUCUCCAUUUGCGGCUGCCUUGGGAGGCCUGCUGCUCCUAGCCAAGAGCACUCAUGCCUCGAUGCUUAGAUCGGAGCCCUUCAGUUUAAUCGACCUUCAUAUUGCUGUUGUUCAAGACUUCUUUCCGUACCCGAUGGCUACGCGUUGGAACGUCGGCGUCCGUGACAAGGUUCUGGCCUGGCUAUGCGAAACCUCGGUCGUCAAGAUCUGUGAGCCGCAAACUGUCACUCUUCGGAUUUGUCUCACUGCGUCUAGCGUCGCGAUCAUGGAAGCGCUUCUUGCCUCCUCGGCACUGAACACUAGCAAAGGCUCCCCUGCAUGGCGACGGGAGAUCGAGGUACUGGCCCUCGCGAUGGAGAGCUACCUUCACAUGGAUACUGAAGGCCCCGUUGACAUGGUGGCUUUGGAGGACUGCAAAGACAUGGCGUCUGCCACCUUCGAUCUCCUCGUAUUCAGCUCGCCUUCGACCGCUUCGCUUUGGGCAAUCACGGACCAUUUUCUUCCUACCCAAGUGCGGGAAAUCUAUCGCGAAACCGUGCGCUUGACCCUAGCUUUAGCGGGCAGCAGACGGCCUUAUUCCGAGUCCGAUUCCGAGUUGUUCCAAGGAGUAGAGGGCUAUCUGAGCGACGCUGCGAAUGUUGAAGUUCGCUUCAGGCACCUCAGAAGCUCAGUUAUCGUCCUUUUCGAACUGUGCUUCUGGUUUGAGCGUACUAUUGCAUGCAAAGCGGCUCAGCCGAUGCGCUUCCUGGUCGCUGAUAUGGCCAGCUCUCUCGAAAGCCUCCGACGACUGGAUACCUAUGACGAACCUAUCUCAUCUAUUUCCCUCACCACGGCCUGUCGAACCUCUCGAUACGCCUACACGGAACGAACGCGUCCUUUCAAACAGUUCCACGGCGACAUCAUGGCCCGGGAGGCAGACGACAUGGAUAUGGAUAAUGUGGGAGGGGGCAGCGCUGGAAAUGCUGGUGCAACGAAUACGGGGGGUGAUUCAUCUGCCCCUCAGUCUGUAUCAGCGACAAACGGAGCGUCGGUGGAUGUCGAAGCUCGAAGCGCAAGUACAGCGCCCCCUGCGGGAGCGUCUACAUCUUCAGAAGUCCCUGCCGCGUUCACCUCAGGAUCUCAAGCAGUACCCGUCGCGUCCACCUCAGGAUCUCAAGCAGUACCCGUCGCAUCCACAUCAGGAUCUCAAGCAGUCCCCGUCGCAUCCACAUCAGGAUAUCAGGCCAUGGCAGGCUCAUCGACGCAAUCGGGGUCGGCAGGGCAGUCUACCUGGACCACGCGUAACCCUUUCGCAGAAACCUGGCACCAGCUCUCCACCCCAGGAAUUGCGGGGAGCUUCCCUGUUGAUGAUCUCCGUAGGGCCGCCAAAGCAAGAGUGGUCAAACCGGAUGGAGCGUACUUUCCAAUUCGUCCAACUCAGGUCCCUGCUGGUUCUAAGCCCUCUGGACUUGGGAGAAAGAGAGACAUUGACGAUGACGGCGAACCCAAAGGCCAACACUCCGAAGCCACCUCUCAACCUAGGACCACCAAGGACACUAACCCUUCCAGGCUGCGAAAAGCUAUGCACAGGCUUGUCAAAGAGGGUUUCCAGGGUUUCUUCAGGAAGGUUGACCCAGCCAUUGAUACUCCUGAUCCCGCCCCCCCACGCAAGCGCCAGCGAAUCGAUGAAGACGACAAGGAAUCUAAACCGACUUCAAGCAAGGCAGAGGGGACUAUUCUGACACCAGAUAAGGGCCAGAGCAUGGAGUCGAAUCAAGGAGGGCUUCCUCCUCUUAGAAACGCGACCGUCCCACCUCCACCAGCGCUCGCAGAUAAAGGGAAAGGAAAGGACACGGCUACUUCGAAGGGGAAGGGAAACACAUCCUCCUCCUCCUCCAAAGGGAAAGAAAAGGGGAAGGGGAAGGCCAAAGCACAGGGAAGUGACGCCGAAUACGAAGGAGAAGAAGAAUGGGACGGAGUUGAUGACGAACAUGAAGAUGAGGAGGAAGUAGAGGGGGAAGCACCUAACGUCGAGAAGGCAAGGAUUCAGAUUUCGACUCUCCCGCGGAAUUUGCCCGUUACUCCCGCGUCUGCGGUACCAGAACCACAGGGUGAAAGUUCCUCGGACAUGUUUGGUGCUCUUCACGAGUUCCUCAGCUUCAGAAUGGCGGGCGUCGACGACCUGGUCGCCCGCAGAAUCAAGGACAUUGAAGCAAGCACUUCCGCUGCAAACCAAGCCUUUCAAGAGAAAGUCAAUCACAGGAUCGAGGAGAUUGAGAUCCUGGCAAGUGGAUCUGUUUCCAGGAAGAGGCGAAUCAAACGGGGCCAGCCGGCAGACAUACUUGCCAACCAUCCAUUACGCGUACAAUUCGCCGAGCGUAUUCGUUCCUUUUUCGACGACCAUCUACUGAAGGUCGAUGCACGGGUAGCAAUAUUAUCCGCCGCCGAAACGUCCAACAUGGUGAAGUCGAAGCUUGGACGUGCUCUGCUUCAGUUUCGUCCGCUCACUGAAGAAGAGUGGCAAGCAUACGAGGACAACGCCCCUUCCGCCAUUAAGGUCGAUGCCAAUAACUUUCGCUUGGACUUCUCUCGCUCUCGCAGGGCAGAGUUUAACCGGGAAGCACUCCAUGUUGCCGCAGAAGCUUUCAUUGAAGCCGCACACUCUGGGUACCUCUGGGGAGACACGACCUCUCCGGCAAUCCCUUCCGAAUUGCUGAAGUACGAGGUGGUCGCGUACGCUAUCGACAACCACGCAGAGUAUCUGUGGUCUGUUUAUAGCGAAGCGACCAGAGAUGAUAGUGUCGCUCGUGAAAAGGCGAGGCUAACAAGGGCUUCGAGGACCUCUCGCAAGGCUUCGUUGCACGCCCAUAGAUUGGAUACAGCCUUAGCAGACCCUGAGUAUCGAAGAUUCGCGCCCUUGAUCAAGCGUAUUGGCGUCCAGGGGAUGAGCGACGACGAGACAGAUGACGAAGACCCGGACUCUUUCAUCCGCGUCAGCCUCCCCUGGCGUGCAGAGCGUCUAACACAGAUCCUUUGGGCCCUCGACGAGCGCUAUGAGGAACAUUUGCGUUCCUCCGUUGGCAAAACCAAUCGCCGGCGGGGACCCCUUCCUCGCGCGCGUCGACUGUCCCAGAAGGUGAACCUGAAAGCCGUGCCUCCUCGCAAGUUACCGAAGAACUUGUACAAUUCCGAUUGGUUACAGCUCCUGAAGCCGCACCAAAGAAAGAGGGUGGCACCAGAGGAUGCGACUUACAACUUUCAGACUGGGAAGGUGGUUAAGAAGAAGAAUGCACAGACGUAG
Molecule: messenger RNA, 3468 nt
Organism: Coprinopsis cinerea okayama7#130
Lineage: Eukaryota; Fungi; Basidiomycota; Agaricomycetes; Agaricales; Psathyrellaceae
Exons: 19
Coding region: 1-3468 (1155 amino acids)
Source: RefSeq, a predicted model, not a curated record